Messenger RNA from Exophiala aquamarina CBS 119918, 708 nucleotides. RefSeq lists its product as uncharacterized. NCBI's taxonomy places the organism in Eukaryota, Fungi, Ascomycota, Eurotiomycetes, Chaetothyriales, Herpotrichiellaceae. The coding region runs from base 1 to 708 and encodes 235 amino acids. The transcript has a single exon. The record is from RefSeq and is a predicted model, not a curated record.
AUGGUAGCCGUUCGCUUCCUGACUUGUUGCCUCCUGCUGGGCAUCCAAGGUGCUUAUGCUUGUGCCCUCGAGCCCCGUCAAGAUAGCACCGAUUUUUUGACAGUUGGCAAAGAUGGCCCUGCCGACCAGGAGACUCUUGGCUACAAUCUCAACCAUCUCUCUCUCAUUGUGCACAACCUUACGGCUAGCAUGGAGUUUUACGGCAAUGUUCUCGGAAUGCGCCAUCUUUUCACAGCCCAAUUAACGCCCUCGUACAGUGUCACCUACAUGGGCCACGCCCAUGGAGGGAAGAAUGGCACAGGCUACCAAACCGGCGAGGAACUGUUACGAGAGAAAAAUAAUGCUGCAGGGCUUCUAGAGUUUCAGUACUUUGCAAAUUCCGAAGACAAGAACCUUACAGCUACUACGCAGCGCCCAAAUACCUUCAGUCACAUCGGUCUUAUUGUGCCCAGCCUCGAGAAGGCUCAGGAGAGAAUGGAAAAAUUUGGAGUGAAGAUCUCUAAGCGCAUCGGACAGAGCGCCGAAGGGAUUGCGUCUGUCGAGAAUGCGCUUGGUGCUGGCGAAUAUGCAACCAAAAAUCAAACAGAGCGCGACUUGCUGAUUAAGGGACAAGAACUGGUAGGAUUUGCACAGCUGUUGACCGUUGAGGAUCCAGACGGGAACAUGAUCGAAGUUCAGCAGCUGGUAGCACCUCCAGGUGUCGCGUAA